Sitodiplosis mosellana (orange wheat blossom midge) is the source of this 3930-nucleotide messenger RNA. Its product is annotated as 8-oxo-dGDP phosphatase NUDT18. The transcript has 3 exons. Gene Ontology annotation, molecular function: magnesium ion binding; 8-oxo-GDP phosphatase activity; 8-oxo-dGDP phosphatase activity. The record is from RefSeq and is a predicted model, not a curated record. The coding region runs from base 2420 to 3493 and encodes 357 amino acids. NCBI's taxonomy places the organism in Eukaryota, Metazoa, Arthropoda, Insecta, Diptera, Cecidomyiidae.
UUGUUAGUUCGAUAUGAACGUAGGAGACUAUUAUUGUAUUAGAAAAAUUGAGAAUCUAUUUUCUUACGAAGAAAAUCUAUUUUCUUAUCUGUGAAGCUGUGAUCAAUGCAAUCAAAAUAUAAAUUAAAAGUAAUAAAAUUGAUGCCAUAACAUAUCAUUGCUACCUAUUCCCCGAAUCUCCUAUACUUAUUAGAAUAUUGGCAAUUUUCUACACUUCAAACGGUUAAUGGGCAUUGUGGAGUUGCGUGCAAAAUCAGUCGAUAUGUUGACGUGAGUCACAGAAGACGUGAUUGCCGUUGCUCCUUUUUUUUGGGAGAGUUCUACUUGUUGCGCCAUUGAUAAAUAAACCGGUAUGCAUAUGAAGUAACACACAAAAGAAUCAACUCGAAAACGAAGUAACAAAAAAAUACAAAACUCGUUCGCAACGGGAAACAAACAAUCACGUAUACACAUGAACAAAUGUCAUCAUUGGUCGAAUUUAGCGUUGAUGAAACCAAAUCAAUUCUGGAGCUCAGUUUAUGCGCAGCAUUCAAAUGGGACGGAGAUCAUACAUUCGGAUAACGAAGAAAACGGAGUGAAUAAGAGUUUAGAAAAAUUUCAGUUGACAAAUGUUGAAAUCGCAUGAAGAGUGGCGAAGAAGUGUCGAAGCUUUGGAAAAAUCACAAAUAAGAUAAUAUGAAACGACAAAGACAGUAAAAAGAUCGAAAACAAAAUAGUGACAAAAACGUGUUAAAUCAACUAUGAAAACCGAUCGUUUCAUGGCGAGUUAGUAAUUUUCUAACGACUCUCAAGUUUUAAAGUGAAAUUGUGCCGCAUCGACAUGAAAUUAGCGUGUUAAUUCCGAACCGAGUAAAGAAGAAGAAGAAAAUCAACAGACCAACAAAUUAAGUAUAAACAAUUACAUCGAGUGCUAUAGCCAAAACAAGAACGAACCAAACGCUUUGCUAACCCAAUUAGAAAUUGAAACGCACGAAAACGGCAAGCAAUCAUAUUGCUACCUUCGAUAAAGAAGAAAUACACACGUGGAGAUUGAUUGCUUUAAAGAAGAAUUCGAAGAAUAAAAAAAACACGAAAACAAACCGAACGGCAGCCAAAUCGUCGAAGUAAUAGCUACGCUAAACCAAAACCGUAUACGUUGAGCUUUCACAUAUGACGACGACGACGGUCGAGGUUUCGAAGACUGGGUGAGAACGAGAGACAAAAGCAGAAUUGGCCGCAUUGGUUUCAGUAUAGGCAAAACAAAAAAAAACAGAUUGAUAAAUAACAGAAAAGCAGAGAAAAAACUCCACCAGAAUCCAGUGUGUUUUCGUCGUCAUCAUCUUACCGACAUCGCAUUUGUUAUUGUUCAACUCGACAGCGUGUUGCAUACGUAUGUGAUCUCUCACGUUGUGCUGUGUGUUGUGGUUUGGUGAUCGUUUUUUUGGAAAACUGGAACUUUCUCAAUCGGUUGGCGGUGGCGCUGUGUAGUUUUGUCGCUGUGUGAAUUAUUUACGCCAGUCUCACAUUACUCGUUACGUUGUGUCGCAUUGGAAUUCUCUCUCAUUGAAUUGGCGUGCAAGUGCAGUUAGUUUGGCGCGCUCGAUGGUACACCACGGCUCUUGAGCUUUGAAUGGAUGUUUUUGUGUGCUUUGUUGUUGUUUUUUUUUAGCCAACAUAAAGUAGCUCACCAAAUAGCUAGUUGCAGUCUACGCGCUCGUUGUAUAUUUUUCAUUACUUACAAUUAGCUACGAAAUUGGCUGUUGCGAUAGUGUGAGCUGGUGCACGAGAGUGCUGUUAUUGUACACACGAAGCCUGUAAUUUUAAUCGGUUCUAUGAUCGCGUACACACAGCGUGUGUGAGUUCGAUUGUACACAUGACGGCGAGAGAGUAAAUAAAUCGACAUUAAUAUCUAGUGAGUCUUGCAAUAGCCCAGCACGCGCGCUCACGCUCACACACAGUACACGCAAGAGAAGUGGAAACUGUCUUGUUGUGUGUAUUUUAAUGUUUUUUUGCACACAUUUCGCAGCUACGAUCCAACGAUUUAGACAAUCAUUUUAAGUAGCUCGUUGCAUUCAACGGACGCGUUUUUUUCACCGUGUUGUUAUUAAUCGAAAAAUUCUAAAAAGGAAAUAUUCAAAUCGGUGCUAAUGGUAUACAUUUGAAUAAACCGAAAUCAGGUUUUAUUUCCAAUGAAGAAUUAAAGAAAAUAAACAGAAAAUAAAUUGUUAUUGUUGAGUUUGAUUCGACUUGGAAUUUGGUGUAGUGUAGUUAAAAUUGUUUGUCUUCAUUAGCAUAUAAUUCGUAUGCUGUUUGUGUGUUGUAUGACCGGUUAUUAUUGUGAGCGCACCCAAUAAAAAUACAUUGCCUUUUUAACGUCUCUCUCUAUCUCUCUUGGUAAAUUUGUCGUUUGCCAAAAAUAAACGAACAGCGUGAAUUAAGAAUGUCGCAGGCGGUGGAAGAAAAUCUUCAGAUGUUACUGAAUGGGUUGCAGAUCAAUGAAGAUGUGGACACGCUAUGUGAUUUUACGCUUGAAGAGCAAAAUGCAGUGUUCGAAGCGCAAGGCAUUCAACCGUUGUCAUCGUCGGAUUUCGUUCCAGUGUUGGGUAAAACGGUGACCUACAUCGUUGCUUGCGUACUAAUUAACGAGUCUAAUGAAUGCCUGAUGAUACAAGAGGCGAAAAAAUCAUGUGCAGGCAAAUGGUAUCUACCUGCUGGCCGCAUGGAACAAAACGAAACAAUUGUUGAAGCUGCAAUUCGUGAGGUGGUCGAAGAGACUGGUCUCGAUAUCGAAGUGACCACAUUGCUUGGGUUGGAGUGUGCAGGCGGAUCAUGGUAUCGCUUCAUUUGCACUGGUCGCGUUCUCGGCGGAGAAUUGAAAACACCACAAAAAGCCGAUUCGGAAUCGUUGCAAGCCAAAUGGGUUGGUGAUUUAAAUGAGCUCAAUUUACGUGCUAAUGAUAUUUUACCAUUGAUUGACUUGGGACGCAAUUAUCAUCGUUGCCUGAAGAACCGUACCGUUGAUCGUCCGCUACAAUGGCACGGUAAUAUAUUACCGGCAGCUAAAUCACAUGCGAAAAAUUAUUUGCGUAUCGUUGCCGUAAUUAAAAAACGCAGCAAUAAUCGUGUUAAUAUUUUGUUGAGCGAAAAAAAUGCCUAUCAUUUUCCAAGCGUUGAAAUUCACCAUGCUCGCAGCAUUCAUGCAACACUACGAAAAUUUAUGAUUGAAUUAUUCGGCGCCGAAUUGCCACAGCAUCGACCGCACGGUAUUCUAUCCAUCGAACACUUACCGAAACAGGCUACGAACGGUAUGGUUGGCGCACAAAGCAACGGUUCAACACCCAAAGGAGAUGGCAUUUGCAUUACAUUGUUAUGUAUUUUUCGGCCCCCGCUCGAAGAAGUAUCGAUUUUGAAGAGUAAAUGCAUUUGGCAUGAAGUUUCCAAAUCACUCGAUGAUCAAGUUUGCGAUGUUCUAUUGACGAAAAAUACCACGCUUGCCUUACACGUAGUACGAUAAGCAGCCGAAAUGAAAUGGUGUUGAGAAAAUUCGUUUAAUUUUUAAAUUUAUUGUUACUAAACACCUAUCCCAUGUUUGAAAUGGUUUAGACAAACAGAUGGAUUAGUCAUUAUGAACGUAAUUGAAUCGUAGACACUAAAAAAAAUGAGUAGGCUAAAUAAGAUUGGAAAUGACACGAUGAUUUAUUAUUAUUACUAUUAUUACCGUAUUAUGUAUAUGAAUGUCGAAACGAAGAUAAAAAUUUGUAGCACAUUUCAAGUAUUUGAUGUAUUCGAAGAGAUGGAUAGAAACAAUUUCUGAUUGAUUUUAGCUAAUGGCUGAUAUUUUGCUUUAUUAUUAAUGCUAUUAUUACCUAUAUCUUAUUUUUCUUGUAUAUUUACUGACCUGGCGUCAAACUUUCCUAAAGUUCCAUUAAAAUAUGUUGUAUAAAUCGGAAA